GCAAGGAUUCCAGGCCAUAGCAAUUUGCGGAGCCGUGCUAGACUGUUUGGCCAUGGCGGCCGCAGCUGCAGCGGCUGCCUCCAAAUACACUGGCAAGUACGCCUUGCAUCCUUUGCUCCCUGGAGCUGCGCAAGCUGUUGCUGAUGCCUGCAGAGGAAAGCUUCAUCCAUCUUGGACUGACAAAGCACAGACCCUGUUGAGCACCUGGGAGAAACUGCAUGUGUGCAUGCCCCGCUAUGCCAGCUUCAUGGCAAAGUGCAACAGAAAGGACCUCAAGCGGCCUCACAUCUUCAUGAAUGAGCAGGCCCAGGCAGCACUAGGGGAGUUCUACCUUUGCUGUGCUCUUCGAUUGAGAGCCAACGAAGUGGAGGCCGCCGGUGAGGAUUCUGCCAAAUUGCUUGACCUCGCCGGUCAGGUUGCUCAGAAUGAUGUCGAGCCCUUUUUCCAGGACUGCCGGGAGUUUGUUGCAAACUACAGUGAGGCCCUUCACAGGCGCUUGGAUGACACCACGGUGUGGCGUGAGGUAGAAGAUGGGCUUUUUUGGCACCACAGCUUUGAGGUUGUUGCGGAAGAGGCAUACAGAGAUCUCCGACAAGAAGCUCUUCCUCCAGAGGCUGAAUGGCCAAAUCGGGAUGAUGCUUUUGCCGUAGAAGCAGUGCCGGGUGCUCUGGGUUUGAAGGGAGCCACCAGUAUUCUUGAAACGCAGGAUAUGUUGAACAAAACUUUUCAGUCCAGCACGACCGUUGCAUAA
Molecule: messenger RNA, 751 nt
Organism: Durusdinium trenchii
Lineage: Eukaryota; Dinophyceae; Suessiales; Symbiodiniaceae
Source: the annotation of a GenBank genome assembly